ACAGACACUACAGACGACUGACUCACAGGACAAUGACUCCAGUGUCUUUUCUUCUGCACCUCCUGUCAUGGCUGGCUGUUCAAGGACAUGUACAUGGUCAAAACAUUGCUAGACUUGGCAAAGUUACCCAGUCAUCACUGUAUGGAAACGCUGCACCUGAAAGGGCCAUUGAUGGAAAUACUGCUAGUAACUGGGCACAGGGAUCCUGUACCCACACACAGAACGAUCACCAACCAUGGUGGAGGCUGGAUCUUCAAAACACAUAUCAAAUCAACUCUGUCGUCAUCACCAACAGAAGAGAUUGUUGCUCUCAGAGGCUCAAUGGAGCUGAGAUACACAUUGGAAAUUCCUUGAGUGACAAUGGCAAUGCUAAUCCCAGAUGUACUGUUAUCUCCUCCAUCGCUGCUGGAACCUCCCAAAGCUUUGCAUGUAACGGUAUGGUUGGACGUUAUGUGAACAUUGUGAUUCCACGUAGAAGGGAAUACCUGACACUUUGUGAAGUAGAAGUCUAUGGUAUUGCUUUACCUACAACUGGACCUAUUGGUCAAAACAUUGCAAGAUUUGGAAAAGUUACCCAGUCAUCACUCUAUGGAAACGCUGCACCUGAAAGGGCCAUUGAUGGUAAUACUGCUAGUAACUGGCCACAGGGAUCCUGUACCCACACACAGAAAGAUCACCGACCAUGGUGGAGGCUGGAUCUUCAACAGACAUAUCAAAUCAACUCUGUCAUCAUCACCAACAGAAGAGACUGUUGCUCUCAGAGGCUCAAUGGAGCUGAGAUACACAUUGGAAAUUCCUUGAGUGACAAUGGCAAUGCUAAUCCCAGAUGUACUGUUAUCUCCUCCAUCGCUGCUGGAACCUCCCAAGGCUUUGCAUGUAACGGUAUGGUUGGACGUUAUGUGAACAUUGUGAUUCCACGUAGAAGGGAAUAUCUGACACUUUGUGAAGUAGAAGUCUAUGGUAUUGCUUUACCUACAACUGGACCUAUCGGUCAAAACAUUGCUAGAUCUGGCAAAGUUACCCAGUCAUCACUCUAUGGAAACGCUGCACCUGAAAGGGCCAUUGAUGGUAAUACUGCUAGUAACUGGCCACAGGGAUCCUGUACCCACACACAGAAAGAUCACCAACCAUGGUGGAGGCUGGAUCUUCAAAACACAUAUCAAAUCAACUCUGUCAUCAUCACCAACAGAAGAGACUGUUGCUCUCAAAGGCUCAAUGGAGCUGAGAUACACAUUGGAAAUUCCUUGAGUGACAAUGGCAAUGCUAAUCCCAGAUGUACUGUUAUCUCCUCCAUCGCUGCUGGAACCUCCCAAGGCUUUGCAUGUAAUGGUAUGGUUGGACGUUAUGUGAACAUUGUGAUUCCACGUAGAAAGGAAUAUCUGACACUUUGUGAAGUAGAAGUCUAUGGUAUUGCUUUACCUACAACUGGACCUAUUGGUCAAAACAUUGCUAGAUUUGGCAAAGUUACCCAGUCAUCACUCUAUGGAAACGCUGCACCUGAAAGGGCCAUUGAUGGUAAUACUGCUAGUAACUGGCCACAGGGAUCCUGUACCCACACACAGAAAGAUCACCAACCAUGGUGGAGGCUGGAUCUUCAAAACACAUAUCAAAUCAACUCUGUCAUCAUCACCAACAGAAGAGACUGUUGCUCUCAAAGACUCAAUGGAGCUGAGAUACACAUUGGAAAUUCCCUGAGUGACAAUGGCAAUGCUAAUCCCAGAUGUACUGUUAUCUCCUCCAUCGCUGCUGGAACCUCCCAAGGCUUUGCAUGUAAUGGUAUGGUUGGACGUUAUGUGAACAUUGCGAUUCCUCGUAGAAGGGAAUACCUGACACUUUGUGAAGUAGAAGUCUAUGGUAUUGCUUUACCUACAACUGGACCUAUUGGUCAAAACAUUGCUAGAUCUGGCAAAGUUACCCAGUCAUCACUCUAUGGAAACGCUGCACCUGAAAGGGCCAUUGAUGGUAAUACUGCUAGUAACUGGCCACAGGGAUCCUGUACCCACACACAGAAAGAUCACCAACCAUGGUGGAGGCUGGAUCUUCAAAACACAUAUCAAAUCAACUCUGUCGUCAUCACCAACAGAAGAGACUGUUGCUCUCAGAGGCUCAAUGGAGCUGAGAUACACAUUGGAAAUUCCUUGAGUGACAAUGGCAAUGCUAAUCCCAGAUGUACUGUUAUCUCCUCCAUCGCUGCUGGAACCUCCCAAGGCUUUGCAUGUAAUGGUAUGGUUGGACGUUAUGUGAACAUUGCGAUUCCUCGUAGAAGGGAAUACCUGACACUUUGUGAAGUAGAAGUCUAUGGUAUUGCUUUACCUACAACUGGACCUAUUGGUCAAAACAUUGCUAGAUCUGGCAAAGUUACCCAGUCAUCACUCUAUGGAAACGCUGCACCUGAAAGGGCCAUUGAUGGUAAUACUGCUAGUAACUGGCCACAGGGAUCCUGUACCCACACACAGAAAGAUCACCAACCAUGGUGGAGGCUGGAUCUUCAAAACACAUAUCAAAUCAACUCUGUCGUCAUCACCAACAGAAGAGACUGUUGCUCUCAGAGGCUCAAUGGAGCUGAGAUACACAUUGGAAAUUCCUUGAGUGACAAUGGCAAUGCUAAUCCCAGAUGUACUGUUAUCUCCUCCAUCGCUGCUGGAACCUCCCAAGGCUUUGCAUGUAAUGGUAUGGUUGGACGUUAUGUGAACAUUGCGAUUCCUCGUAGAAGGGAAUACCUGACACUUUGUGAAGUAGAAGUCUAUGGUAUUGCUUUACCUACAACUGGACCUAUUGGUCAAAACAUUGCUAGAUCUGGCAAAGUUACCCAGUCAUCACUCUAUGGAAACGCUGCACCUGAAAGGGCCAUUGAUGGUAAUACUGCUAGUAACUGGCCACAGGGAUCCUGUACCCACACACAGAAAGAUCACCAACCAUGGUGGAGGCUGGAUCUUCAAAACACAUAUCAAAUCAACUCUGUCAUCAUCACCAACAGAAGAGACUGUUGCUCUCAAAGGCUCAAUGGAGCUGAGAUACACAUUGGAAAUUCCUUGAGUGACAAUGGCAAUGCUAAUCCCAGAUGUACUGUUAUCUCCUCCAUCACUGCUGGAACCUCCCAAGGCUUUGCAUGUAACGGUAUGGUUGGACGUUAUGUGAACAUUGUGAUUCCACGUAGAAAGGAAUAUCUGACACUUUGUGAAGUAGAAGUCUAUGGUAUUGCUUUACCUACAACUGGACCUAUUGGUCAAAACAUUGCUAGAUUUGGCAAAGUUACCCAGUCAUCACUCUAUGGAAACGCUGCACCUGAAAGGGCCAUUGAUGGUAAUACUGCUAGUAACUGGCCACAGGGAUCCUGUACCCACACACAGAAAGAUCACCGACCAUGGUGGAGGCUGGAUCUUCAAAACACAUAUCAAAUCAACUCUGUCGUAAUCACCAACAGAAGAGAUUGUUGCUCUCAGAGGCUCAAUGGAGCUGAGAUACACAUUGGAAAUUCCUUGAGUGACAAUGGCAAUGCUAAUCCCAGAUGUGCUGUGAUCUCUUCCAUUACUGCUGGAACCUCCCAAGGCUUUGCAUGUAACGGUAUGGUUGGACGUUAUGUGAACAUUGUGAUUCCACGUAGAAAGGAAUACCUGACACUUUGUGAAGUAGAAGUCUAUGGUAUUGCCUUACCUACAACUGGACCUACAGGUCAAAAAAUUGCUAGACUUGGCAAAGUUACCCAGUCCUCACUAUAUGGAAACGCUGCACCUGAAAGGGCCAUUGAUGGUAAUACUGCUAGUAACUGGGCACAGGGAUCCUGUACCCACACACAGAAAGAUUACCAACCAUGGUGGAGGCUGGAUCUUCAAGAGACAUAUCAAAUCAACUCUGUCAUCAUCACCAACAGAAGAGAUUGUUGCUCUCAGAGGCUCAAUGGAGCUGAGAUACACAUUGGAAAUUCCUUGAGUGACGAUGGCAAUGCUAAUCCCAGAUGUGCUGUGAUCUCAUCUAUCGCAGCAGGUGCUUCCGAAACGUUUGAAUGCAACGGGAUGGUAGGCCGUUACAUCACUAUUGUGAUUCCUGGAAGACACGAAUACCUUACACUUUGUGAGGUGGAAGUGUUUGGACAAGAAUAUGAUGCUUCUGAAGAUGCGUGUGGCUAACAUGCUCAACAUAAUUAACUAAGUUUCCAUAUAAGGAGCAAAAAAUGUUUAUUCAAAUAUCUUAAAUUCAUUCAGUAGCUAAGGUUUGGUUUAAUCAAGGCUUCUUGUGCAGUUUUAAAGCUUCUUCUUUUUUUUCUUUCUCUUUUUCUUCUUAAUUAGCUGCUUAGUAUUAUUUUUCCUGAAUAUAUAACUCUGAUUGUUAUUGAUUAAAAGCCUGCCUCUCAUAAAGCAA
Sphaeramia orbicularis (orbiculate cardinalfish) is the source of this 4359-nucleotide messenger RNA. RefSeq lists its product as uncharacterized. The record is from RefSeq and is a predicted model, not a curated record. NCBI's taxonomy places the organism in Eukaryota, Metazoa, Chordata, Actinopteri, Kurtiformes, Apogonidae. Bases 33 to 4127 code for a protein of 1364 amino acids. The transcript has 20 exons.